Molecule: messenger RNA, 2255 nt
Organism: Drosophila elegans
Lineage: Eukaryota; Metazoa; Arthropoda; Insecta; Diptera; Drosophilidae
Gene: HBS1
Product: HBS1-like protein
Exons: 1
Coding region: 119-2131 (670 amino acids)
Biological process (GO): translation
Molecular function (GO): GTP binding; GTPase activity
Source: RefSeq, a predicted model, not a curated record
AAAAUACCAUAUAAAACCAGAGAGGCGGUCACACCUGCACGCACCUUCUAUUUUGUUCGCAACUUGAUGAAAUUCUGAAUUCCUUCCGUGAAAUUGUGAAACACAGAGUCCUGCCAAGAUGUCGCGCCACAGGAUAGUGCGGACCAUGGACUACAACGACGAGUACGAUGGCUACGACGACAUCUACGGCCAUUCGGUGGAGGACGAGCACUGCAUUUCGCCCACAGAUGCGCAGCAAUGGCUUUACGAUCGUGCCCGUGGCCAGCAGAGCAUCUCGGCUUUCAUCAGCAAGAACAAGGACAUCCAGGAGGAGGAGGACGAUGAUGAGGAUGCCGCCUUUGAGAAGGCUCGCCGCGACUCCGAAAGUUUCCAGAUGCCGCAGCUGGACGAGAUCGAGCAGGCCAAGCUGAGCUCCUGCGUCGAUGAGGUGCGCAGCGUAGUGGGCGAUGCCGUUUCCGAGCGCCGCAUUGUGGAGACCUCCAUGAAGUUCGACUACGACAUGCAGAAGAUCCUGGAUGAGAUCCUGAACGAGGAGACCAAGAAGUCGGGGGAGAAGCCCGCCGCUGCAAGUCGCAUAAAGGUGCCUCCUCCUGCCCCCGUGCUGCCCAAAUCCUCCAGCAAAACGGCUCCAACGCCACCGCCCAAAAUCAAUCUUAAGGAGCCGCGACGUGGCUUCGAAAUAGCCUCGCCCAAGGUGCCCUCAUCGCCCGUAGUCUCGGGCAGGAAUACACCGGUGGACAUUGCCGGCGGCGACGAUUUAAACCGCAGCUCAGCCACCCUUUUUAAGGUCUCCAAGGAGCAAUCGCUGCGCAAUGCCCGCCAGCUGUACGAAAAGGAGCGCGCGGACCAGAAGAGCCACAUCCACAUGAUCGUCAUUGGCCAUGUGGACGCUGGCAAGAGCACCCUAAUGGGUCACCUGCUCUACGACACCGGCAACGUCUCACAGCGAGUAAUGCACAAGCAUGAGCAGGAAUCCAAGAAGCUGGGCAAGCAGAGCUUUAUGUACGCUUGGGUUCUAGACGAAACGGGUGAGGAACGAGCUCGUGGCAUCACCAUGGAUGUAGGCCAGUCGCGCAUCGAAACAAAGACAAAGAUCGUUACACUGCUAGAUGCUCCAGGACACAAGGAUUUUAUACCCAACAUGAUCUCUGGUGCCACGCAGGCGGAUGUGGCUCUCCUCGUAGUGGAUGCCACUCGAGGGGAGUUCGAAUCCGGUUUUGAGCUGGGCGGACAGACCAGGGAGCAUGCCAUCCUAGUGCGAUCCCUGGGGGUUAACCAACUGGGCGUGGUCAUCAACAAACUGGACACUGUUGGCUGGUCGCAGGAACGCUUCACUGAGAUUGUGACCAAGCUGAAGUCGUUCCUCAAGCAGGCUGGCUUCAAGGAUUCGGAUGUGAGUUUCACGCCCUGCUCGGGACUGACAGGCGAGAAUCUCUGCAAGAGUGCCCAGGAAUCUGCCCUAACCAGCUGGUACAGUGGUCCCCAUCUACUGGAUGUCAUCGAGAACUUCAAGAUACCCGAAAGAGCUAUUGACAGACCAUUGCGUAUGUCCGUAUCGGAUAUUUACAAGGGCACUGGCUCGGGAUUCUGCAUUUCGGGACGCGUGGAAACCGGAGUGCUAUGCCUGAACGACAAAGUUCUGGUGGGUGCCAGCAGAGAGCAGGCGCAGGUCAAGUCGCUGACCAUGAACGAAUUCCCGCAGACGAGUGUUUUCGCCGGGGAUCAGGUAUCCGUGACCCUGCCCGCCUUGGACAUCAACAACGUGACCGUGGGCUGCAUCAUCUGCGAUCCGCAGACCCCCAUUCCGGUGACUACGCGUUUCCAGGCACGCAUCAUUGUGUUCAACGUCAAGGUGCCCAUAACCAUGGGAUUCCCGGUGCUGCUGCAUCACCAAUCACUGAUAGAGCCCGCCGUGGUCUGCAAACUGACCGCCUCCAUCCACAAGAGCACCGGCGAGGUGGUCAAAAAGAAGCCCCGCUGCCUGGGCAACAACUCGUGUGCUCUGGUCGAACUGGAGACCAGCAGACCCAUCUGCAUCGAGCGAUAUGCGGACUUCAAGGAGCUGGGACGCGUGAUGCUGCGGGUGGCAGGCGUCACCAUUGCCGCCGGAAUGGUCACCAAGAUCCGCUGAGGGAAGGCCCAUGCCCUUGCUGAAUUUUGUACGAAAUUUUAGUUAGAUAUUUACUUUUGUUGUUUUGCUAAAUAUACAUAGUUUAUAUGAAUUCAUUAAAUCGAAAGACGUUGGAACACUGGAA